This is a messenger RNA of Aedes albopictus (Asian tiger mosquito), 1806 nucleotides long. RefSeq lists its product as uncharacterized. The record is from RefSeq and is a predicted model, not a curated record. Gene Ontology annotation, molecular function: nucleic acid binding. Lineage: Eukaryota; Metazoa; Arthropoda; Insecta; Diptera; Culicidae. The coding region runs from base 1 to 1806 and encodes 601 amino acids. The transcript has a single exon. Gene Ontology annotation, biological process: DNA integration.
AUGACCGAGAACUGUGAGUGGAACCAUAUCGCCGGCCAUGAGAAUCCUGCUGAUAUAAUUUCGAGAGGAUUGCCAGCGGCGGACCUUAUUCAGUCUCAACAAUGGUGGCAAGGGCCUCCAUGGUUUCAAAACGACAAGGAAACAUGGCCAGUUCAAGUCAGCGAAGGGAUCGAUCAAGAAGCAACAAAGGAAGCUAGGAAGACUGCACUAGCUACAACUUCACCAUUGCCAACAUUCGUUGAAGAAUACGUCGGACGAUUCUCCAACUACCAAAACAUGCUACGGAUCACUGCUUAUUGGCGACGAUAUUUCAGCAACUUGCGCCUACCUAAAACCAAACGAAUUGUCCUCUCGCCACUCUCCACCGCCGAGAUUCGUGGCGCCGAAUUGGCUCUCAUUCGACUGGUACAGAAAGACUCCUUUCCGGUGGAAUUGAAGGCUGUCAGGGCAAAGCAGGCCAUCUCAUCUCACUCCAGACUUCGUUGGUUUCAUCCAAUCAUCGACAAGGACAACAUUCUCCGCAUCGGCGGACGCCUCGAUCGUUCAGUGCAACCUUUCGACUCCCGCCAUCAGAUUUUGCUCCCAGGAUCACACCCAUUCACGGAACUCCUUGUUCGGAGUCAGCAUGAACGUCUUCUUCACGCAGCAGCUCAGCUUCUUACCAAUACCCUUCGGCUGCGAUUUUGGAUUUUAGGAGGCAGAAACGUUUCUCGACGAAUCGUUCACAAAUGCGUCACGUGUUUCCGAGCAAAGCCGAAAGCCAUUCAACAAUUCAUGGCCGAACUUCCAUCGCAACGCGUCACUGCUUCGCGUCCGUUCUCCAUCGUUGGGAUCGACUUUUGGGGGCCGAUCUAUCUCAAGCCACGCCAUCGCCGAGAUGCACCACCGAAGGCAUAUGUUUCCGUAUUCGUGUGCUUCAGCACAAAAGCCGUCCACUUAGAGCUGGUAGUGGACCUCAGUACGGCCAAGUUUCUCCAAGCCUUUCGUCGCUUCGUUUCUCGUCGUGGUCUGUGCUCAGAUGUUUACACCGACAACGGCAAGAAUUUCGUCGGUUCGGCCAAUGAACUGCGGAAACUGUUGCGCGCCGAAGAGUUCCGGCAUGCCAUCGCCAGUGAAUGUGCAAGUUCUGGUAUUCGAUGGCACUUCAAUCCUCCUCGUGGCUCUCAUUUCGGAGGACUCUGGGAAGCGGCAAUCAAGUCGGCGCAAAAACAUUUUGUUAGAGUGUUGGGAGACCGGAAACUAGCUUUCGACGACAUGGAGACGCUUUUGGUCCAAAUUGAAGGGUGUCUGAAUUCUCGCCCGCUAACAAAGCUAUCAGAUGACCCGUCGGAUCUCCAUGCGUUAACUCCUGGCCACUUCCUCGUCGGAACUUCGCUACAGUCGGUCCCAGACGUCGAUUACGAAUCAACUCCAAUGAACCGCCUCCACCAAUGGCAGCAGAUCCAGAAGAUGCUUCAGGACGUCUGGAAACGCUGGCAUGUAGAAUACCUGCAAAUGCUGCAACCCCGCAGUAAAUGGAUCAAACCACCUGUCGAACUGAAAGAGAACCAAGUAGUUGUCAUCGUAGACGAAAAUCAACCACCAAUGCGCUGGCCUUUAGCUCGAAUCCAUGAGCUACAUCCCGGAAGAGACGGUGUCGUCCGCGUCGUUACGCUGCAGACCGGCUCCGGCCGGCUUACCCGCCCCGUAGCCAAGAUUUGUGUACUGCCAGUUCUAGCACCCAAUGAUGAAGAAUCUUCCUCUACCAACGAAACGUCUUCACAAUCUGCGUUGGACACCUUGUCUUCAGCAAGCCGAUCUACGUAG